UCAAUAGUCAUGCGUCCAUUGAAACGAAACUAGACCGGACUUGUGAGGCGGAGAAGCGCAGCACAGCAGCCCUGAUGGCCCAGUGGAUCACCUACUUCCCAAAUGAGGAUGAGGAGGAAGAACAGGAGGAAGGAGAGCAAUCUGAGGAUUACAAAAUCACAGGAAGAGACAGUUUGGUGUUCUUGAUCGAUGCCUCCAAGGAAAUGUUCAAAGGAGAAAACGGACAGCCCUCCAACUUUGACAUGACCAUGCAGGUGGUGCGCAGUGUGUACACCAGUAAGAUCAUUAGCAGUCACAGGGACCUGGUGGCUCUAGUUUUCUAUGGCACAGAACAAAGCAAGAACCCCACGAACUCAUUCAAGCACGUGUAUGUUUACCACGACCUCGAUGAACCUGGUGCAAAGCGAGUGAAGGACUUGGACGCUCUGCGGGAGGCGAAAGGUGCAAAGCUCGCAGCAGAGACCAUGGGCAGUGGAGAGACAUCAUUAGGUGACGCGCUGUGGUGCUGCAGCAACCUCUACAGUGACAUCAAGCUUCGCCUCUCACACAAGAGACUUAUGAUCUUCACCUGCAGGGAUGAACCUCAUGGAGGCGACAGUACAAAGGAUCGUCAGGCUCGCACCAAAGCCAGUGACCUCAAAGAGACAGGUAUUGACAUUUAUUUAAUGCACCUGAUGAAACCUGGCGGCUUCGACGUCUCGAUAUUCUUUCGUGACAUUGUAAGUCCACCAGAGGAUGAGAGCGAGUUGGCGUUGCAGCUGGAGCCGUGUCAAAAAUUGGAGGAACUCAAGCAGAGGGUGCGCAUCAAGAAUCAGAAGAAGAGAGCGAUGGCAAGGUUAAAACUGUGUCUGGGUGAGGACCUAAAAGUAGCCGUGGGGAUUUAUAAAAAUGUUGUAACGGCCAAAAAACCUGGAGCCAUCAAACUUUACAGAGAAACCAACGAGCCAGUCCACAGCAAAACCCGCACCUUCCACACCCAGACCGGCAGCCUGCUGCUGCCCAGUGACAUCAAGAAAGCCCAGGUGUAUGGUAAAAAGAAGAUAGUGAUGGAGAGGGAUGAGGUGGAUGCCAUCAAGAAGUUUGAUGAUCCAGGACUGAUUCUAAUCGGAUUCAAACCCAUGGAGAGUCUGAAACUGCAUCACUAUGUCCGGCCUUCUCUCUUCCUCUAUCCUGAAGAGGAUCAGGUUAAAGGAAGUGCAUGUCUGUUCUCCGCCUUGCUGACUAAGUGUAGCGAGAGGGACGUGUUCGCUCUGUGCCGUUGCAUCUCCCGCCGAAACCUCCCACCACGAUUUGUUGCCCUGGUUCCUCAGGAAGAAGUGAUCGACGAGGGGAAAGUACAGACUAUACCACCAGGUUUCAACGUCAUCUUCCUGCCGUACGCUAAUGAUAUACAGACGUUGGAUACUCCUCAGUUCCCGUCAGCCUCACAAACACAGGUGGAUAAGAUGAAGGAGAUCGUCUCCAAACUCCGCUUCAAUUACAGGAGUGAUGCAUUUGAGAACCCAGUCAUCCAGCAACAUUUCAGGAACCUGGAGGCCUUGGCUCUGGACAUGAUGGCUCCAGAAGAUACAGAUGACCGCAUCAUGCCAAAGGUGGAUCAGAUUGACAAGAGUCUGGGUCCUUUGGUGCAGGAGUUUAAAGACCUGGUCUACCCUUCCAACUACAACCCAGACAGCAAACCAGCUGCCAAACGCAAAAUAGCAAACACCGAAGGUGCAGCUGAGAAGAAGCCAAAGCUUGAAGUGUCAGAAGACGAGCUGAAGGCCCACGUGCAGAACGGCACCUUGGGAAAGCUGACCGUGCCGGUGCUGAAGGAGGCCUGUAAGCUGUUUGGAGUUCGGACCACUGGUACCAAGAAGCAGGAGCUGAUCGAUGCUCUGGUGGCCCGCCUGGGUUAAUGAACACUCCCCCAGAUCUGUGUCUACUGUUAAACUUAAAAAAUCAUGUGUAAUAAAGCUGUAACGAAGAGAACUUCGUUCCCUGGAGCUGGAGAUGGGGUGGGGGAAUAUUGCACCAUACACUUUAAUAAUUGCACAGGCGUUGGUAAACAGUGCACUUUAUUGGUAUAUUUGCACACUUAAAAACAGUUCACCGUUAUUGAUUGGUGUUACAUUUGUUGUCCUUUGUGGGUCUGUGUUGGUGGGUUCUGUGGUGGCCACAUGCACCUGCAAAGAGAGGGACAUGAGUUAAGGUGCAAUAGUGUGUGUUUGUGUGUGUAAUGUUACUCACCAGUUCUCUUGUCUCCAGGGUGUUCGGGUAAAAGGCCUCCCCAGCAAACACGCACCAUAUUUAUAGUUCCGGGGCGAUCCAAGUGGUGAUUAGUGUGGGUGUGGGAGGAUUGGGGUAUGUGAUUAUUGUGGGGUGUUGGAACUGGGGAUGAGGGGGUGUUGGUAAGUGGAUGUGUGUGUUUGUGGGUAUGUAGCAGAAUGAUGGGGAUAGUGAUAAACAGGGGGGUGUUGUCAAGGGGAGAGCCUCGGGGCAUGGGGAAUGGUUUCUCCCUACUUAAUUAGGCCCCUAUAUAAGGGGCCAUUUUGUUGUCAGACUGGGGUGUGUUGCUGCAUGAGGUGGAGGACCUGUGCCAGGUGCUUGAGAGACACAAUAAACUCGU
This is a messenger RNA of Limanda limanda (common dab), 2608 nucleotides long. RefSeq names its product X-ray repair cross-complementing protein 5-like. Gene Ontology annotation, molecular function: telomeric repeat DNA binding; DNA helicase activity; damaged DNA binding. NCBI's taxonomy places the organism in Eukaryota, Metazoa, Chordata, Actinopteri, Pleuronectiformes, Pleuronectidae. Gene Ontology annotation, cellular component: Ku70:Ku80 complex; nucleus. Gene Ontology annotation, biological process: cellular response to gamma radiation; cellular response to X-ray; telomere maintenance. The record is from RefSeq and is a predicted model, not a curated record. The coding region runs from base 75 to 1898 and encodes 607 amino acids. The transcript is spliced from 13 exons.